AUGAUGUAAAUUCUAAUAUACGAUGGUAUUAUUGAUUCAUUUGAGAUAUUACAUAUAAAGAAAGUACAAUUGAUCAAAAUAUGGAUUAAAUAUAUUAAAAAAGAAAUAUAUUUAAUGUAUGAAUUAAAUGUGAGAGAAAACACUAUAAUACCGCGAUGAUAGCGCACUCUUGUGAGAAUUAUUCUCCCGCGCAAUAGCAAAGUAAUUUAAAAGGCAGUCUAAAUUUAAGAAUAAUUAUUAAAAUUAAUUUGAAAUUUUUUUAUUAAAAAUUGAAAAAUAUUUUAUUCUGCAUUUCUUUUUCUGAAAUUUUUUCACGUUGUAGUUUUGAUAAUCUAAAUAUUUAUAAUUUUCUAAUCGGUCUCAUUACAUCAUUGAAAAAGUCAAAGCACAUUACUGAAUAAAACUAAAAAUUUUCACAAUAAUAUAUGAAAUGGAACCAUAUAGAUCUAUUAAUUUUUAUAAGACACCAAGUUAAAAUUCAUAGAAUAUAAUUUUAAAUUCAUAGAAUAUACAUUAAAGAGAAAUAUGUAUUCGUAUAAUUAUAGUGCAAAUUUACAAAUUUCGAUUGGUUGGAAUAAACUUAAUAUUUGUUUUAUAAUUUAACACGGAAUGUUACAUAAUCUUUAAGUUUUUCAAUAACAUAAAAUUAUAAUAAUAUAAAAAUCGACAAAAAUCUAUAUGAAAUCUAGAGAAAUAAUUUCAGGCGUAACCACAACGAGGUUGGAAACACUAUAGUAAACCUACUACUCAAUGUUUAAGUGACUGUGAAAGUUGUGUUUGUUAAGUCGUGACAAAACGUAUUAAUUGAAUGGAAAUAUUUGUAUUGUAUAAUCUUAAUUAUAUAUAAUAAUUAUGUAUAAAAAUCAUUUUUAAUCUGUUAAAGAAAACAUAUAGACGAGAGUAAUUCAUGAUUUUUUAGUUAUAAUUUAGUGCACAGAAAGCAAUUAUGGCUGACGCUGCGGCAAGGCAGUUGCAAUAUGAAUAUAAAGCUGUUAGUAUAUAUUUAUUAAUUAGCAUAAAGAUAAUUGAAUGUAAUUUUAUUUUUCCGAUGUAAUUUUAUUUUUGUAAUUUUGAUUAUUACGCGUAUUUAUUCUUUUGUUAUAUUUAAUUAUUACACGAUGAAUAGGUUAAGUCCUAACCUUAAUCAAGAAUUAAACAAGAUGUUUCUACCAAUCAAUAAAUGUUUAUAUGCUUGUUCCAGAAUUCUAACCUUGUACUUCAAGCUGAUGUACGAUUAAUAGAAAGACGUAGCAGAGAUGAAGCCACCGGUGAGGUUAUGUCCCUUGUUGGAAAACUAGAUGGAACACGAAUGGGUGAUAGAGCACAACGUACUAAGCCAGGAAAGGCAGAGGAACGAAAAGUCAAGCGUCAGAAGCGAGAUGAAGCUCAAUAUGAUUUUGCAAGAAUGAAGGGUGCAACUUUGCUCUCAGAAGGUGUGGAUGAAAUGGUUGGAAUUGUUUAUCGCCCUAAAACUCAAGAGACGCGUCAGACUUACGAAGUACUAUUAAGUUUUAUUCAAGAAGCCUUAGGAGAUCAACCUAGAGAUAUUCUUUGUGGUGCUGCUGAUGAAGUACUGGCAGUCUUAAAAAAUGACCGGCUUAAAGAGAAGGAAAAGAAAAAAGAAACAGAAUUAUUAUUAGGUCCAUUAGCUGAAGAGAGAUUCGCAUUAUUAGUGAAUCUUGGAAAGAAGAUAACAGAUUUUGGAAGCGAUGAAAAAACUACUACAAAUGAAGAAAAUAUUGAUGAAACAUAUGGAAUUAACGUACAAUUUGAAGAAAGCAGCGAAGAAGAUGACGAAGAUGUUUACGGAGAAGUUAGAGAAAAUGAUGAUGAAGGCGAUGAAGGUGAAGAAGCUAAUGACGAUAGAGCUAUUCAUGCUGAAAAUUUGGGUGGUGCAGAAGAAAUGAAGAAAGAGAAGCCAUUACAUCCUUUGGAUAUAGAUGCAUAUUGGUUGCAGAGAAGAUUAAGUAGGAUAUAUGAUGAUGCCAUGGUCUCACAAGCAAGGGCUGCUGAAGUAUUGGCAGUCUUAAAAGAUGCUGGAGAUGAUCGUGAUUGUGAAAAUCAGUUAGUGCUUUUGCUAGGUUACGACUGUUUCGACUUCAUUAAACAACUCAAGAAAUAUAGACAUACAAUUGCUUAUUGUACUAUGUUGGCGUCUUCACAGUCCGAAUCAGAACGUCAAAAGAUUCGAAAUAAAAUGAAUGACGAUCCUGUACUAGCAAAAAUUUUGCGACAGUUAGAUACAGGUAAAGGUGAUGAUGAUGCUGAUGAAACGAUGGAAGCAAGGGCACAACGUAAACGGAGAGAAGAAAAUGAAGAUACUGGCGGUCCUGGUGGGCAAGUUCAAGGCACAAGGAAUCUAAUAGAUUUAGAAGACUUGAUAUUUGCACAGGGCAGUCAUUUUAUGGCAAACAAGCGUUGUCAAUUACCUGACGGAAGUUUCAGAAAACAGCGUAAAGGAUACGAAGAAGUUCAUGUUCCUGCUUUGAAACCAAAACCGUUUGCAGAAAAUGAGAAACUGUAUCCAAUUGAUCAAUUACCAAAAUACGUGCAACCAGCUUUUGAAGGUUUUAAAACAUUAAAUCGAAUUCAAAGUCGUUUGUUUCAAGCUGCAUUAGAAAGCGAUGAAAAUUUAUUAUUGUGUGCGCCAACAGGUGCUGGUAAAACCAAUGUUGCUCUUUUAUGUAUGAUGCGUGAAAUUGGGAAACAUAUUAAUGCAGAUGGUACGAUUAACGCAGAUGAAUUUAAAAUAAUUUAUGUUGCACCGAUGCGCUCUUUGGUACAAGAAAUGGUUGGAACUUUUGGUAAAAGAUUAUCUACGUAUAAUUUAACUGUGUCAGAGUUAACCGGUGAUCAUCAAUUAACGCGGGAACAGAUAGCUGCAACUCAGAUUAUUGUCUGCACUCCCGAAAAAUGGGAUAUUAUAACCCGGAAAGGAGGAGAGAAAACCUUCACUUCGUUGGUCAGAUUAAUCAUUAUUGAUGAAAUUCAUUUGCUACACGAUGAGAGGGGCCCUGUUUUAGAGGCUUUAGUAGCUCGGACAAUUAGGAAUAUUGAAACAACGCAGGAAGAUGUGAGACUAAUUGGCCUCUCUGCAACAUUGCCAAAUUAUCAAGACGUUGCAGCAUUUUUACGUAUAAAACCAGAAUCAGGAUUGUUUUAUUUCGAUAAUAGCUUUAGGCCUGUUGCGUUGGAGCAGCAAUAUAUAGGCGUGACAGAGAAGAAAGCGUUGAAACGUUUUCAAGUAAUGAAUGAAAUUGUGUAUGAGAAAACAAUGGAACAUGCUGGCAGGAAUCAAGUCCUGGUUUUCGUGCAUUCGCGGAAAGAAACUGGGAAGACAGCACGCGCUAUCAGAGAUAUGUGUUUGGAAAAAGACACGUUAGGGCAAUUCCUUCGAGAAGGAUCCGCGUCGAUGGAAGUUUUAAGAACAGAGGCUGAGCAAGUUAAAAAUCAAGAACUGAAGGAUUUGCUACCUUAUGGUUUUGCUAUUCAUCAUGCUGGUAUGACCAGGGUAGACAGAACAUUAGUUGAAGAUCUUUUUGCAGACAGACACAUACAAGUUCUAGUAUCCACGGCGACUUUAGCUUGGGGUGUCAACUUACCAGCACAUACAGUUAUCAUAAAAGGGACUCAAGUCUACAAUCCGGAGAAAGGCAGAUGGGUUGAAUUAGGCGCUCUAGACGUGUUGCAAAUGUUGGGCAGAGCUGGUCGUCCGCAGUAUGAUACUAAAGGUGAAGGUAUUCUCAUAACGAAUCAUAGCGAACUUCAGUACUAUCUAUCUCUACUAAAUCAGCAAUUACCUAUUGAAUCGCAAUUAAUCAGUAAAAUGUCAGAUAUGUUAAAUGCAGAGAUAGUGUUGGGCACUAUACAGAAUAUUAGAGAUGCGGUCACUUGGUUAGGCUACACAUACUUGUACAUUAGAAUGCUUCGCUGUCCAAGCUUGUACAGCAUAAGCCAGGAUAAGUUGAAGGAAGAUCCGUUACUCGAACUACACAGAGCAGAUCUUAUUCAUUCAUCCGCAGUGGGAUUGGAUCGCAGCGGCCUGAUCAAAUACGAUCGAAAAUCUGGGAAUUUCCAAGCCACUGAACUGGGCCGAAUAGCGUCGCAUUAUUAUUGCACUCACGAUACGAUGGCUAUAUACAAUCAGUUAUUGAAACGCACUCUGAGCGAGAUUGAAUUGUUCAGAGUAUUCUCAUUGUCUAGCGAGUUCAAACAUAUAAACGUGAGAGAAGAGGAGAAGUUGGAAUUGCAAAAGUUGAUGGAGAGGGUGCCAAUCCCAGUGAAGGAGAGUAUAGAAGAGGCAAGUGCGAAGGUCAAUGUACUUUUACAAGCGUAUAUCUCACAAUUGAAGCUCGAAGGUUUCGCUCUCAUGUCUGACAUGGUAUUCGUUACACAAUCAGCGUCACGAUUGAUGAGAGCCAUUUUCGAGAUCGUAUUGUUUCGUGGCUGGGCGCAGCUAGCGGACAAGUGUCUGUCUCUGUGUAAAAUGAUAGAUCGCCGAAUGUGGCAGUCGAUGUCGCCACUCAGACAAUUCAGGAAAAUGCCAGAGGAGAUUGUGAAGAAGAUCGAGAAGAAGAAUUUCCCUUGGGAGAGGUUGUAUGACUUAGGGCCGAAUGAAAUCGGCGAACUGAUCCGCGUACCAAAGCUAGGUAAAACCAUUCACAAGUAUAUUCAUCAGUUUCCAAAACUGGAGUUGUCGACGCACAUUCAGCCAAUUACCCGGUCAACGUUGAGAGUGGAACUGACAAUUACACCAGAUUUCCAGUGGGACGAGAAGGUACACGGUGGCUCUGAAGCAUUUUGGAUCCUAGUCGAAGACGUGGACUCUGAAGUGAUACUCCACCACGAGUACUUCCUACUCAAGGCCAAAUACGCGACCGACGAACAUUUGAUUAAAUUCUUUGUCCCUGUAUUCGAGCCUUUGCCACCGCAGUAUUUCUUGCGCGUCGUAUCGGACCGAUGGAUCGGCGCGGAGACGCAGUUGCCCGUCAGCUUUCGACAUUUGAUCCUGCCAGAGAAGAAUCUACCACCGACCGAGUUGCUCGACUUACAGCCGCUCCCGAUCACCGCGUUACGCAACUCCAAGUUCGAGAACAUCUACGCGGACAAAUUCCCGCAGUUCAAUCCGAUACAGACACAGGUAUUCAAUGCUAUUUACAAUUCGGACGAUAACGUUUUCGUUGGCGCACCCACAGGCUCUGGCAAAACAACUAUCGCAGAGUUUGCCGUGUUACGUUUGCUUACUCAGAAUCCAGAGGGCAGAUCCGUAUACAUGGUGAGCAAGGAAGCCUUGGCAGAAUUGGUUUACGUAGAUUGGUCGGCGAAGUUUAAUCAGCAGUUAGGCAGGAAGGUGGUUCUUCUCACCGGCGAGACAGGGACGGAUUUGAAAUUGCUUGCGAAAGGGCAGAUCAUAAUCACGACUGCCGACAAGUGGGACGUACUGUCGCGAAGGUGGAAACAGAGGAAAAAUGUACAGAACAUCCAGCUGUUCAUCGUUGACGAGCUUCAGUUAAUUGGCGGGGAGGAAGGACCUGUGUUGGAAGUCGCGUGUUCAAGAGCCCGGUACAUUUCCUCGCAGCUAGACAAACCGACUAGGAUCAUAGCGUUGUCCGCUUCGCUCGCUGAUGCGAAAGACGCUGCUCAAUGGCUAGGCGCACCAGCUGCUGCAACUUUCAAUUUUCAUCCGUCCGUCAGGCCGGUACCACUGGAGUUACACGUGCAAGGGAUAAAUAUUACCCACAACGCGUCCAGGUUGGCUGCCAUGGCAAAGCCGGUGUACAACGCUAUACUGAGACACGCGUCUCACAAGCCCGUGAUUGUUUUUGUACCUACUCGUCGCCAAGCCAGACUAACAGCCAUCGAUUUGUUAACAUUCACCGCAGCUGAAGGGCAACCAUCUCGGUUCUUCCACGCGGAGGAAGCUGACAUCAAACCGUUCCUGGACAGAAUGACGGACAAAACGUUGAAAGAAACACUCUCGCAAGGUGUUGCUUACCUUCACGAAGGUCUCUCCGUGGACGAUCGCCAUCUGGUCGAACAGCUUUUCGAGAGCGGUGCUAUUCAAAUAGCAGUUGCCACGAGAGACCUGUGCUGGGGUUUGUCCAUCAGUUCUCAUCUUGUCAUCGUUAUGGAUACACAAUGUUACAAUGGAAAGACACACGCGUACGAGGAUUACCCCAUAACCGACGUUUUGCAAAUGGUAGCGCGAGCGAAUCGUCCAUUGGAGGACGACGAUGCUAAAUGCGUACUUCUCUGUCAAAGCUCGAAGAAAGACUUCUUCAAGAAAUUCCUGAACGAACCUCUGCCCGUGGAGAGCCACCUGGACCACCGAUUACACGAUCAUUUCAACGCAGAGAUCGUGACUAAGACGAUUGAAAACAAACAAGACGCGGUUGAUUAUCUUACAUGGACUUUCCUUUACAGGCGACUCACGCAGAAUCCAAAUUACUACGGGUUACAGGGUGUGACGCACAGGCAUUUGUCGGAUCAUUUGUCCGAAUUGGUGGAGAGUACUCUGAGUGAUUUGGAACAGGCAAAAUGCGUUGCCGUGGAAGAUGAAAUGGACACGCUGCCCUUAAAUCUCGGCAUGAUCGCCGCCUAUUAUUACAUCAAUUACGCAACGAUUGAAUUGUUCAGCCUUUCGUUGAACAACAAGACCAAGAUCAGAGGUCUGUUAGAGAUUAUCUCAGCAGCGGCUGAGUACGAGACUGUCCCAGUGCGGCAGCGCGAGGAGAAUUUGUUAAGGAGCUUGGCAACCAGGCUUCCGCAUGCACCUCAGGCUGCAAGGAUGGCUGACCCCCAUGUGAAGGCGCAACUUCUACUGCAGGCGCAUCUGUCCAGAAUACAACUUGGCCCGGAACUGCAGAAAGAUACGGAAUUGGUGUUGAGCAAGGCUAUAAGAUUGAUACAAGCCUGCGUCGACGUUCUAAGCUCGUCUGGUUGGCUGGCUCCUGCUGUGGCUGCUAUGGAACUGGCACAAAUGGUCACCCAAGCAAUGUGGUCUAAAGACUCUUAUCUGAAACAGUUGCCACACUUUGCCGCCGAGACCAUCAAACGUUGCACAGACAAGGGAGUGGAGACGGUGUUUGACGUGAUGGAAUUGGAGGACGAUGAUAGGAAUCGGCUUUUGCAGUUGUCUGAGACUCAAAUGGCGGACGUUGCCAAGUUUUGCAACCGUUACCCCAACAUAGAGAUGUCCUACGAGGUUCAGGAUAAAGAUAAGUUGCGCAGCGGUGGCACGGUGAACGUUAUCGUGCAGCUUGAAAGGGAAGACGAAGUCACAGGUCCAGUUGUAGCGCCCUUCUUCCCACAGAAACGCGAGGAAGGCUGGUGGGUCGUCAUCGGCGAUCCAAAGACCAAUUCGUUGUUGUCCAUCAAGAGAUUAACACUGCAACAAAAGGCAAAGGUCAAGCUCGAUUUUGUAGCACCUGCUCCUGGCCAACAUUCCUACACUCUCUAUUUCAUGAGCGAUGCUUAUUUAGGCUGCGACCAAGAAUACAAAUUUACUAUCAAUGUAGAGGAGUAUGAGUCUGACGUCAGUUCAGGCUCAGAAUCAGACUAAGAAAAGAAGAAUUAAAAGGAUAUUUAUUAAGCAUUGUAUGUAUUAUAAUUACCCAUUGAUCUUUUACAAAUAUAAUCCCAAGGAAGUGUCAGUUUUUUUAAAUUAUCAUAUUCAAGCAAGAAUCAAUAAUAUAUACGUAGAUAUAAUAGUAUAUGUAUAUAUACUAUUAAAUAUGUCGUAAAAUAAUAGUCUCUAUAUAUCAAUAUAAUUAAGUACAAAACACACAUCAUUUUGAAAUCAGAAAGAUUCUAGCUUUUAGGCAUUGUUUAGACUAAGCAGAUUAAGCAGAUUGUACAUGUAAACUCAUUCAUAAACUCGUUUAAUGAUACUAUACUUUUAUCGAUUCUGUACCAUUUUCUUUGGAUCUAGCAAUUUUCUAUGGAUGUAAAUCUAUUGAAUUGAAAAGGUAAAGGACAAAUGUCUAGGUGUAGAUUUGGCGAGUGAUGUUGAAGAUGGAGAAAGUGAUGUAUUUUCAUAUUUUUCUAAUCUAAUACCUACAUUGACACACUUCUGUUCAAACGAAUCACGAAAUGUUAAAAAAUCGAUAAUUACGAAACGAAUAUUUUCGACAUAGAACCGCAAAGGUUUGCCACUACACACGAGCAUGUUAGCGAUGAGUGAGUGCAUGAUGAGAAAUCGUGCGAGAAUUGUCAGUGAUAACUGUAGCGUCGUUAGAUUGAUUAAAAAGCAUUGUACGUAAUUGUACGAAAUUCUGUAAAUAUAUCAAUGGUCGUCUUUCUUCA
Molecule: messenger RNA, 8304 nt
Organism: Heterotrigona itama
Lineage: Eukaryota; Metazoa; Arthropoda; Insecta; Hymenoptera; Apidae
Source: the annotation of a GenBank genome assembly